Messenger RNA from Acanthochromis polyacanthus (spiny chromis), 6042 nucleotides. RefSeq names its product DENN domain-containing protein 2A-like. NCBI's taxonomy places the organism in Eukaryota, Metazoa, Chordata, Actinopteri, Pomacentridae. Gene Ontology annotation, biological process: retrograde transport, endosome to Golgi. The record is from RefSeq and is a predicted model, not a curated record. Gene Ontology annotation, cellular component: actin cytoskeleton.
GAAUAUAGAAAAAAAACAAAAAAACACUGCAGCUGUUCAGCUCCCAUCUGUCACUGAGACACUUGUGGGGUAAAACCAAACUGUCAUUGGCUGCAGGCAGAUUUCUGAACAGUUUAAAAGGUGCACUGCCAAAAAUACUGUGAUUAAAUGAUUCAUUUUUACAGCACAACACUGCAACAGGGAACCAGUACUGAAUGUGAAUUCUGGUAAGACUCUUACAAUUAUGUUACUUUGCCACUAUGUGUAUUUAAACAGUAUUCUGAACGAAUAUUGGACAGUACUGCAAUUUCUAGCACAUCUUUGAAAACUUCUCCAUAAAAAUGUAGUAGCUUUUUCGAUCUUUCUCUCUAUCGCAGUAUUUUCUUAUCCUAACUUACAAGUUGUUAUCCUGUUUUACCUUGUUUUUAUUAUGUUACAUUUAUCUUAUCUUGUUUUACAUUAUAAAACUAUUAUUAUUAUAUUGCAUCUUUACUCUUGCUUGUGUUUUGCACAUAUUUUGACAUUGAUUGCCUUCUAAUAUGUGCAUCAUUUUAGUCAACUCAGGUAGUUGAAAAACACGGCUUAUAAAAAUAUAAAUAAAUGAAUACAUGAUUAAAUAAACAAACUGAAAAAAAUGUAAAUGUGUUAUAGAGUUGUGCUAAGAAUAAGGUUGAAUUUAGUUAGCACAAAAAGAUUUUGAGCCGCUGAAGUGGUGACAAAUCUAGCACAGACAGUAAUGAUUUAAUGAUAAAUUCAAUUAAAAUGUAGCUUUAUCAGAAUGACACAAAGCCACAGAAAACAAGAGGAACAUGGUAACGGACUAUUAUAGAUGCUGGCAUGUCAGUUAAGGCCAUAGCUGACUCCUAAAAUGUCCAUCAACUUCACCAAGCUCUUCAGGAAGAGUUAAGUGCGCCAAAUAAGAGUAAAACAUAUUCAUAUGCAGCUAUUCCCAUUUAUUUUUACUCGUAGUUUGCAAAUCUCAUGUGCAUAUCAUGAGUUUCUGUUUCUGAAUACACAUCAUUGGUCUGGCUGUAAGGGAGGAUUUGUUGCAGCUGCAUGAGCAACUGUAGCCCAGCAACAGUUGUGACAUAAAUUCCAACGAACUUCAGAUUUGGAGGGAAAUAAUGUAAUGCGAUGAUAACUGUCCCAUGUGUCACAAAUUCCCAGGCAGCCAGUAGAAAAGAAUUAGUGGCAUUUUCUGUCAGUAGCUGGGAGGCAGUCAAUCAUUCUUUCUAAAGUUAGCGACACAGAGAGAGAGAGAGAGAGAGAGAGAGAGAGGAAGUCAUAUCCAGGCUGUGGGGAGAGAGAGGGUGAAUGAAAGUUGAAGAUUGGGGAAGAGGCAGAGAGAGGAGGAUUCUGUGCUUCCGUUUGAGAGGUCUCCAUGGCUCAUUUAAUUAAACACCAGAAUAAUCUCUUAAAGGCUUGAAUCAAGCUACAGAACCCAUUUGAGGUGGACAUACAUAAAGGAAACUGCAGUGGUUUGGAGGUUAUACCAAUGGAUAUCGUUAUAGAAGCAUCGGAUGCUUCUGAUUUCACUCAUAAACUCAUGGAAACUGUACAACAGAGGGAGGUGUACAGUGAUCAUGGAGGCUACUGAAAUAAUGAAAACAAAGCAGGACUGCAUCUACUCCACGGUCAACAGGCUUAAGAAGGAUACUCUUGGUGGAAGAAGAGGUUUUCACAUUGCUUCACUGGAAAACAAGGGAGCUGGGCAAAGACCAGAGGGGACACCAAAACUCCCCUUCACCCCAUUAGACAACCUGAGCUACCAGAGGGAAGAUUCAUGCAUGAUGGCUCACAGGAAGUCAACGUUUGACCAGCAUAGCAAUGAUAAUGCUCUGUUGGUAGGAACCAAGCUGCCCAGAUCCAAUAGAAGCAAUAUCAAGGACAAGAUUUCUUUGUGGGAGGGCAAAGAAUCCACUCAUUCACCUCUUACCUCAGGUACUUUGGGCCAAUGUGCCAGUGUAAAAAGGACAGAAUCCCUAACAAAAACAGACAAUGAAUCUAUUGACAAAUCAAGUACCGAGAGCUCCAGGAGAGUAGCCCAUAAGGACAAGCAUAACCUUGGGAAGGAGAAUGUCGGAGAUCCAAGGCCUUGUUCACCUGUUGAACUUGGGAAACAGCAAAGAGGAACACUCAAUAGUAGUAAGUCAAUCGACAACCAAACAGUGGAAGACUGUAAACGAGUUGUAGUUCAUAAAGAAACGCAAAAUCAUGAGAAAGCGAAUGUCGAAAAACUUGGGGAUUCAAGGCCUUGUUCGCCUACAGCAACAGAGAACAAGCAGGUUGGGACUCUAAGAAAAAGCAGUGACAGGAGAGCAGCAGAACAAACAAGCCAGGAGAAGAGGGCCAUAUUCAGUCUUUUCAAAAAACUGGAGUCUAUGGGCGAGAACCUGGGGAAAACCCCAGAGCUCGGAAACUACUUCAGCCCACCAAGCAAGGACAGACAAGUGGAGGUGAAGAAAAAAGAAUCAGAAGCUUUCGGCCAGAGUAAUGUGGCAAGAGACGUAAAGGAGUGUCAGGAGAAUGUGUACACAGAGCCGGGUAUGCCUCCCAUCAACCCAGUACCCAAACCCAGACGAACCUUCCAGCACCCAGCAACUGCCCCGAUUGGAAAAAGACAGGGGAGAGGGCAGAGGAACCUCCCUCCACUGCCCUCCAUCUCCUCAAAAACAUCCUCAAAACCUCCUUCUGGAAUCUACGGGAGAUCCAAGGGGCAGACUUUUCGAGACAACAUCAACAGGAGGUCGUUUGAGUAUGAAGACCUUGGAGGGUCAAACAGUCCACUGUUCUCUCGCUCACUGUCUCAGGAACAUCCCUACGAAGACAUCUUGGAUUCAUCCAAAGAAAACCCCUAUGAGGACAUAGAGCUGGAGAGUCAGAGCUCCCAGCAGUCUUUGCCUUCUUCACCUGGCACUGAUACCACCAAGUUGUCAAGACCGGGCUUCUUCAGGCAGAAUUCAAGCAGGAGCUUUAAGCUGUUGGACCUGCGGAGAACCAACCAGCCGACCCAUGGUACUGGUAGUGGAGGUGUUUCAUCUCCACCCCAGCUCAGCCCUCCAUCCACCCCCACGGGGCCUGAACACACACCAUGGAUACCUGGAGACCCCUACAGCCGAACCUGCCGCAGGAUACCAACGGUUGUACUGAGGAUCAACAGCAUAUUUGAGGCUCGGAACAGGAAAAAAGCUCUAAGAAGGAUCUAUCAUUAUGCUGAAACAAGCUCAGGAAGAGUAACAGAUGAAAACAGUGACUCUGAGAGUGAAGUUGAAGAAAGAGCUAAAGCUCAUCGUCAGCGCCUCACGACAGUCCAGUCCAUACUGAGCCAGCCAAACCAGGCCCAGGUCCACUUCAACAGUACCAACAGCAGAAACAGCUCUCUGGAACAGCGCAAACUUUUUGAAUACUUCCUGGUUGUGUCACUGCAGAAGUCAAAGGCUGGCGGCCACUAUCUGCCGGAGGUCACACAGCAGUUCCCACCUAAGCUGGAGCGAAGCUUCAAGUUCAUGAGGGAGACGGAGGAUCAGCUGAGGAUCAUUCCUCAGUUCUGUUUUCCUGAUGCAAAAGACUGGGAGCCUGUAGAAACCUAUCCAAGUGAGAUGUUCUCCUUUGUGCUGACCGGAGAGGACGGGAGCAGGAGAUUCGGAUACUGCCGCCGUUUACUGCCCAGCGGAAAAGGCAAACGUCUUCCAGAGGUGUACUGUAUAGUCAGUCACCUGGGCUGCUUCAACCUGUUCUCCAAGGUGCUGGAUGAGGUGGAGAGGCGGAGGGCUCUGUCUCCAGCUCUGGUACAACCGUUCAUGAGAGCCAUCAUGGAGGCCCAGUUUCCAGCUCCUGGUAGAACCAUCAACAUCAAAACUUUUCUUCCUGGAUCAGGCACUGAGGUGAUGGAGCUCUGUCGACCGUCUGACUCACGUCUAGAACACGUGGACUUUGAAUGUCUGUUCUCCUGUUUGAGUCUUCGUCUGCUUCUUAGAGUGUUCGGCUCUCUGCUGCUGGAAAGACGAGUCAUCUUCACCGCUGAAAAGCUCAGUACUCUCUCCCAGUGCUGUCAUGCAGUCGUGGCACUACUUUACCCUUUCGUAUGGCAGCACACCUACAUCCCAGUGCUGCCCUCAGCGAUGCUCGACAUCGUCUGCACUCCGACUCCUUUCAUUGUCGGCCUGCUGUCCAGUUCAUUACCCCAACUCACCGAGCUGCCCCUGGAGGAGGUUCUGGUUGUGGAUCUUGGAAACAGUCGAUUCCUCAGACAGGGAGGUCAUUUCCAUAAGCAGUUGGAUGACGAGGACUCCAUCCUGCCAUCAAAGCUUCAAACAGCCCUGGAGAACGUCCUGGAGAGGAGAAGAGAACUUGCUAAUGAGCGAGGAGGAGAUCUAACCAAUGACUCUGGUCACCUUAGUACUGUCGUGUCUGAGGCCUUUGUCCGUUUCUUCGUGGAGCUUGUCGGCCACUAUCCCCUCUUCAUCACCAGUGAGCGGGAGGACGGCUACUCCUCCUCAUCCUCCUCCCCCGUCCCCUGCUCAUUCCAGGGGGAGGGUUUCCGUAAAGCGAUCCCAUCCAAGACCGUGCGUCGCUUCCUCGAGGUUUUCAUGGAGACCCAGAUGUUUGGCUGGUUUAUCCAGGAGAGGGAGCUCCACAGACAGGCUCUGAGAGGACUGUUUGAAGUGAGAGUUCAGGAGUAUCUGGACUCUAUUCAUGAGAAUGAACAUCGGAGGGUUAACAGGUUUCUUAAAGGAUUGGGAAACAAAAUGAAGUUUCUGUCCAAGAAAUAAUGCAACUACAGCUUCACACAAACAGACGCAAGCUAUAAAGAAGAGGCUAAUCCAGCAAACUAAAUCAUAAUUUGACUGCUUGUCAAAGAGCUCGUCCACACCAUCCGCAUUCAUGUCAGUGAGUGAAACUGAUGGUUUUGUUUAAGGACUCAUGGUAGACAAAGCCUGACUGUGGUAAAUCACAAAAGAAGGAUGCUGUUGUAUCUCACACAGAUGAAGAAACUUGGGACUGCAGACUUGCAGAAACACGUAAGGAGUUCUUGGUUGACUCUUUUUUAAAUGAGAUUCUUCAGACAACAACGUUCAUGAAUGCAAAUAACGUAAAAUGAGGUUGCUAUUUUUCUGUAAAUUAAGAUUCUUCAUGGCCCAAGAUGUCACUGAAUGGUUUAAUCCUCUGAUCUCCAGGCAGUUUUUGUGUGAUUUUUGCUUGCAAUGCAAAAUAAAUGUCCCUCUAUGGAAACAGCAUAACAAUGACCCAAAGAGAACUCAAAAAUGUCUUUUUGUGCAGUGUGACAAAUUUAUAUCACCAUUUUCAAGUGCCCCCCUUGUGUUUUUAUUAGUGGAAAAGAAAAGAAGGGCUUUCCAUGCUAUGGAUAUUUUACAUCUGAGAUUUUAAAUUUAUUUCAGUACUUGUCUGCUUUCUGUUUUGUCUAAACACAACCUGUAGUUGAUCACAAAGUGACUGUUGGUCUCAUCCAAGUCACUAAUGGCUUUAUGGUGGCACUAUAAAGGACAGAUUAUUUUUGUUUGUUUUUUACAGAAUCUGGUCAAUGCAAAUGGUUUAUUUUUUGGCAAAUUCCAAUAUGUGAUUAACAUUAAAUAUUGGGAUUUUAAGCUUAGAUUUGGUUUAUGUUCCCAACAGAACUGCAUGUAACACAUUAUUAGCUCAGGGACCAUUAUGAAGUUGAAAAUCUGACAAUUCUAUCUGUUUUUACAGUUUCUGGCUCUGAUAAAUGCUGUAAUUUUGUUGAUUUUGUAAGUGAUAACAUGCCCUUUAAACCCGCUGGUGGGUUCUGGGGUUCAGAGGGUUAACUAAUAUGAAAAUUAAAUGACCUCUGUGCUGCACAGUACAGUAGUAAGCAAUUGGAUGAACUGUACAAUGACAUCCAAGUCCAUGGUCACGGUAUUCUCAGGAUCCACCAGGGGGCAGUAGUAUGUUUUCUCUGUUUGGAUGAUCUUGACACCGACAGUGACACAAAGUAGUUUUCCUGCUCCUACAUGCUUCACUUUGCUCCAAGUCAUAACAGUGACAACAUCACAAGUGCUUUGAAUAAAUAUUCUCUGGUUUUUA